AUGCUGCUUUAUCAUGGCACAGUCACCGUUCGUUACUGCAGAAUAGCUACAUCAAGAAAAAAAGGGGCGUGUGGGCUACAGCUACCAUGUAUGGUUCGCGUCCAUCAGCGUGCAAGGCAGACGCCCACCGCCACAAAGACUUGUGGUAACACAGUUGUGGAAAGAACAUUGUUCUGCCGGAUGCAAACAGAAGACAUGGCAGUUCAGUUGCACAAGAGAAGUGGGAGAAGAGGAGGGGACAAAAGGAAGGAGACCUUGAUUGCCGCACUGAUUAAAAAAAAUUUAAAUUUGUGGCCAGUGACGCCAAGAGAACAUGGAGUCUGGUCCAGCGAACUCAAGAAGAUCUAUGUCGCAAAGGCAAUCAACACAAAUCUUUCAGUUGAUCCCUUGAAAGCAACUGUGUGUAGUCCAUGCAUUAUGCAGACAGGGCUAAAUCGGAGAAGUCGGCGUCGGAGUCUUGCAACCCUGCUGCCUCACAAAAUAGCCAGAUGGCUACGUAGUUCUUAG
This is a messenger RNA of Toxoplasma gondii ME49, 507 nucleotides long. RefSeq lists its product as hypothetical. The transcript has 2 exons. Lineage: Eukaryota; Apicomplexa; Conoidasida; Eucoccidiorida; Sarcocystidae. The record is from RefSeq and is a predicted model, not a curated record. The coding region runs from base 1 to 507 and encodes 168 amino acids.